AUGUCGCUACGGAAUGGGGGUCACGUUCGCUGGGCAUUUGACCUCGCUGGGUGGCGACCUAGUUUGGCGGAUCUGCUGCUAGCGACGUCCUGCAUACAGCCCGAGGAAAAGAACACCUUGCAACGGUUUGUGUUUCGUGACGAUUUCAAUGCAUCCCUCAUCGGACGUUUGAUGAUGCGCCGGUUCGUCCAAUUGGCCACAGAUCUGGCGUACGACGAGAUCAAGUUCGAGCGCGAUUCGAAAGGCAAACCGUUCCUAAAAAACGAAGGCGUGGCGGUGGACUUCAACGUAUCGCAUCAGGGUCGGUACGCUGUGCUGGCGGGAAUGGCGACGAGUAUUACGUCGAACGUUACAGGCACCGCUACUGCCAAGCCUACCCCCAAGAUAGGCGUCGAUGUUAUGAAGAUCGAGUACGGUGGAGGCAAACCGUUGGACGAGUUUUUCCGCCUGAUGACGCGCAACUUCUCCGAUGACGAGUGGCGGUACAUACGCGGGCGUCCAGAUGAUAAUGCACAGCUGGAAGCGUUCAUGCGUAACUGGUGUCUGAAGGAGAGCUACGUGAAGAAUGUAGGUGUGGGCAUUACGGUUGAUCUGCGGAAGAUUAGCUUCCGGAUACAGACGGAGGUGCUGGCACGGGAUCGGGUCGUCUGCGAUACGACACUGCGCGUAAACUCGGAACCGAUGAGCAAUUGGCGCUUCGAGGAAUCGCUGAUCGAUCGGGAUCAUUGUGUGGCGGUGUCGUUGGAAAAUGUCGCCACGGAUCAUGAUCUGUGUGGGAACUGUUUCGAGCUGAUCGAUUUUAAAGCGUUAGUAGAGGGUCACAGACCGCUGCUGGCAAUUGAUGAGAAUUAUUGCGAGGGUAUCAUAAGCAAGGAGUAUAAGAAGUCAAAGUAG
Messenger RNA from Anopheles marshallii, 894 nucleotides. Its product is annotated as L-aminoadipate-semialdehyde dehydrogenase-phosphopantetheinyl transferase. The record is from RefSeq and is a predicted model, not a curated record. The coding region runs from base 1 to 894 and encodes 297 amino acids. NCBI's taxonomy places the organism in Eukaryota, Metazoa, Arthropoda, Insecta, Diptera, Culicidae. The transcript has a single exon. Gene Ontology annotation, cellular component: cytosol. Gene Ontology annotation, molecular function: magnesium ion binding; holo-[acyl-carrier-protein] synthase activity.